Brettanomyces bruxellensis is the source of this 3000-nucleotide messenger RNA. RefSeq lists its product as uncharacterized. The transcript has a single exon. The coding region runs from base 1 to 3000 and encodes 999 amino acids. Lineage: Eukaryota; Fungi; Ascomycota; Pichiomycetes; Pichiales; Pichiaceae. The record is from RefSeq and is a predicted model, not a curated record.
AUGAAUAAGGAGAGUUUUAUAAAUGUGUUUCCACUGCAGCUCAAGAAUUUGAUUACGAAUUCAAAUGGUUCUUCUUCAAUGGAAGGUUUGUCAUCCGAUCAAACAUCUUGUUCUUGUGCCGCACAGAGUAAGCCAUUUGAGCAGAAGGUGGAGCAACUUGUGGUUUCAAAGCUUCUUGAGCAAAAAGGGAUUAUAUUCACCGAUGUUGAUGAUAUCCAGCUCAAACUUUUUGACGUUGACUCAACAUUAUCGCCACCUGAAUUUGAUAAAUUGGCAGGAAGGUUAAAUCCUCAUAACAGGAUAGUGUUGUGUGAGAAGGUGAAACUUAUUUAUGGAUUUAAUUCAUUGACUCCGUUUAUUAUCCGCCUAAUUGAUAUUCUAGGCUUUUCUACCUUUUUUUCAAUCUUUGACAUUACAUCUAAUAUCAAGUUAUAUGGCUUUUACAGCCUAAAUUACACAAAUCCGGUUGAAAUUCUUGUCAAGCAAAUUCGCCAUGACCUUUUUAUUGUCAAGUCUUUUAAGGAGUUUACUAUUCAAGAGAUGAAAAAAGAGCAUGAUUUUCAUCUACCGUACAAGGAGUUUAAACGUUUGAAUUUAAACGAUGGAAACUUGGUCGUUGUCAAAAUUUUAUUUAAGAAUGAGCAGAAGCCCAUUGACCUGUCUUUGAUAAAAACUUUACUUCCUCGUAUUGAGUUGCUUCAUUUGUCGUUAGAAAGUGAAUCAAAGUUGAAGCCGUUUAACGAUUUAAUUGACCAAUACGGGAAGCAAUUAAAUUACCUGAAGUUUGGUGUUAACCGUGGAACAUUCAAAAAAAUUCCAGUCAAAAAUUCCAUCAAAACAGUAAAGUUAGUGAAUAUUGAUAACUUGAGUUUUAUUAAUGAUUUAAAAGACUGUCAAUCAUUGGAUGUUUUCUUUGACAACUGGGAGUUACGGAAAAAUUGUGAUAUCAAAUUCCAGCAAAAUUUUAUAAUUGAUUUUGACGUGAGUCAGAGAAUUGAGAGCUUAAGAACAUUGAAUAUAUUCCAUACAUAUCUGGAUUCCAAAGAUUUGAACAAAUUAAAAUUUUUUCCCAAUCUCACCUAUUCAAAAAUAAGUUAUGUUAUUUUGGACAAGAAUGGAUUUGACAUGAGUGAAUGCAAAAAGCUGCAAGAACUCAAAAUUCAUUUCACCUAUCAUAAAACUUCUGGGGAUUUGGAAGAGAGCAAUACAUCCGGAACUAACACGGGAGAAGACAUAAACUCUGAAAUUCAAUGGCCACCAAAUGCUAAAAAGCUUUCGAUUACCAUACACAAUAUUAAAAAUUUGGUUCAGAACUUUAGUAUCCGGCUAAACAUUUUAAAAAAGAUAGCUAAGCCUUUACCUCCAUCAAUUGUCGAUUUGUGUAUCGAUAUUUCAUACGAUACUGGAGGGUCAGGACCAGAACUAUAUUCGAUUUCCAGGGACGAUAUUUUAAAGAUUUCGACAUUAAUCAACAAAAUAUUAACGAAUAAAUUGGAGAAUCUUAAAUUGAAAGGAAUAUCAAGAUAUAACUACAAAAUUGGUAAGCCAUUGAUUUUUUCCGCCAUCAAUUUUCCUCAAAGUUUGAAGUUGCUUUCUCUUAAUGAUUUCAUUCUAGAUUACAAUUUUAUCAAUUUGCCCAACUUAAAGAAACUAUAUUUUGAGCAUUCGCUGUUUGACUCAGACUUCAGGCUUCCGGAUUCGGAUGAAAUUCUGAUUGAAAAAUGUACCUUCAAGGAUUUAGGGCAUAUUCCUUCGGAUUCAAGCAGAAUCGAGUUUAAGAUGUGCACAUUCCGAAAGGUCCCAACGUAUAGUGGUGAUGUUUCUAAUGUGGUUAUUAACAAUUGCAGAGUGAUGGAGCAGCCGACAAAUAAUGUGUUUCAAUUUCAACAGCAGUUGCAUAUGCGCAAUGAUGGACGUUCUAUGUCUUCUCAGGGUCAAAAUCGUAAUCAACAAAGGAUAUUACAAUCAAAGGGAAACGGCGAGCAACAUAUUAUUGGUGGUACUCAUCGUGGAGGUUCUUCUUUUGGAAUGAAACCUUUUACAUCCAACUCAACAUUUUCGCCAAAUUCUUCGUCAAUUCCAGCAGGUGGUAUGCCAAAUAGCUUUGGUAAACAGCAGCGUUUUGGAGAUGCCCAGACAAAUCUCUAUCAAGAUAAUAAUAUGGAGAUACAACAUGGAAGCCGUCAACCUUUGCCGGCUAUUUUUACCCCUGACUUUGGUUCACAGAAUUUGCAACUAGAACCGCAAACAAUACAACCUGGCACAAUUCCUCAACAUCCGAUGCUUACUUCUACUUCCCUUGGAGGAUUGCGUAAUUCAGAUCCGGCUCGUGUUUCUCAGAUGAAGCCAUCUUCAUCUGUCAAUCAGUUACUGACAGCGCAACCGCAGGAUUACGGUAUGGUUAACUAUAAUUAUAUGGGAAAUACUUCUCAACUCACUAAUUUUGUUGAAAGUAAUUUAGAUGCACGGUUUAAUAAUUUAUCACUCUCCAAUUCUUACCAAUACGCAGGAAAUAAUUCGCCAACAGGCAAUGGAAAUAUUGGUAGAAACACCCAGGAGCGACGGAUAAGCAGCCCACCUUUGGGAUCUUAUUCUAUGACUCCUUCUAAUUCUUCUACACAACAAUCUCAGAAUGGAAUGGUUUCUAAUUCUCGUCAGAAUUCGUGUAUGUCUUAUUCAAGACUCAUAAAUCAAUUUGAUCAUAACGCGACUGUCCCUACCAAUGGAGGUUCGAGUUCUAAUACAGGCUACGGCUUGCUGACGCCUUCGUUUGGCAGUACUUAUAAAUCUCAAGGUGAGAAUGUGUUCGGAUACUUUAAAAAAGAAUAUAACGAUUACUCUCCUUCAUGUUCACCUGCCGUCAUGCCAUUAAUGCAGACAACUCAGGAUGUUUUUGAUGGUGAACAGCCUUUUAUAGGGGUUAACGAUCGGAAUUCUUCUUCAAAGAUGCACCAAGAAACUGGACACUCCGAUUCCAGCAGAAUAUCAAAUGACUUUUAA